Molecule: messenger RNA, 1642 nt
Organism: Dufourea novaeangliae
Lineage: Eukaryota; Metazoa; Arthropoda; Insecta; Hymenoptera; Halictidae
Product: protein SMG9
Exons: 7
Coding region: 103-1344 (413 amino acids)
Biological process (GO): nuclear-transcribed mRNA catabolic process, nonsense-mediated decay
Source: RefSeq, a predicted model, not a curated record
GAAAAUGCCUAAAAGACAGUGUUUGCCUUGAUUUGUCUCUGUUACUGUUGUGUAUGUUUGUGGACUGUUGAAGAUUGUACAGAAGAUGAGAGGGUAGUCGUCAUGAAUGUACAAAAAAUGAUGUCAAUAACUGCGAAAGAUUCUGAAGUAAGGGAAAACGAUGGUAGAGGUACAAUUAAAGUUAUAGAUCGACCCACAUUUAUACUGAAAACCAGAGAAGGUGAGAGCAGAGCUGUUUCACCAAGUCAGCGCAACGGUGCUAACAAGAAAGAGACUGAUUGUUCAUCGUCGAAUGUUUCAUCAAAAAUUCCAGACCCUGCUCGUACGAUACUGCCAACAUGCUUAGAAAUGACAAACAGUGGCAAGUUUAUGGACGAAAAUAUGCAACUUUGCGAAAACUCCCUCGAAUUCUUAUACGAUCAACAAGACUUUUUGGUAGUAGGAUGUCUAGGAGCUCAAGGUGUUGGAAAAUCCACUAUAAUGUCACUUUUGACAUCUACUUACGCGUCUAAUGUAUUUCCAAUACAAGAUAUAUCCCAUCAUGAAAGUGGUGCAAAUUGCACAUCUGGUAUUGAUUUUUUUGUGACAAAAAAUCGUGUAAUAUAUUUGGACACUCAACCUAUACUUUCUGACUCAACAAUAGAUUAUUCGAUUAGUUAUGAUCAGAAGAAACCCACAACUGAUUUUGCAAGCAUCGAAACAAAUUUGGAAUUGCAAUCCUUGCAAUUUGCUGCCUUCUUGUUUUCUGUGUGUCACGUUAUUAUUUUUGUGCAAGACUGGUUUGUAGAUCCAAAUUUAGUUAGGUUCUUGCAAACCGCAGAAAUGUUAAAACCAUCUUCCACCACUAAUAUGGAUCAAGACUAUGUGGAAUACUACCCGCACAUUAUAUUCCUACACAAUAAAGCCGAACUACAAGAUUUUACUCCAAACAUUGUGGAGAAAAUUAAGGACUUUUACAGCAAAGUGUUUGCCACCUCUAGGUUACAGAUUCAUAGCGGUUUAGACACGAGUAAUCAAUCGACGGAUACUGGAUUAAAUUUAUUUUUUAUACCAAAAAUUACAAACGAAGAAACUGCGAUGCGUCAAAAUGAAAAGAAGCUAAUCGAGCGACUAAAAACAAAAAUACACGGUGUCAACAGGAAUCCAAUGACGCCGAGUACUUUAACCGAAAAAAAUUGGCAAGUAUUGCAAUGUAAUUAUUUCUCUUCUAGUGUAAUAUAUGAUGGUAAAAUUAGUUUAAUCAGUGUUGUAAUUGAAUCAUUUAGGUACCACUAUGUUUCAAAGGUAAUGGAAGCGAUUAAAAAGAGUCAUCUAUCUUCAGAGUAUGGAAGAUUAAUGCCUUAAGAUUGUAUUGUUUUUUGGCUGAAAUAUUACACAAUACUGAGUCAGAGUGUCUUUCUGGAGAGAAGAGUCUGUACGUAUCGUCGGGCAACGUAUACUCUCCUGCUUCACGAACAGCUGAACUUAAUGUCAACCGAGCGCAAAAUCGCAUGGUUGUCGCGAAGCGGUGUACAGUCGUGAGAAGUUUAGCUUCGUGUGUGAAGCGUUAUUUGCCUUACGCACUAUAAGAUAGUACCUGUACUAUCACAAUUAUCUACAAUGGAUUAUAAGAAAAACUACUGGUUUGCAAACAGACCAUAAA